Messenger RNA from Wallemia ichthyophaga EXF-994, 1896 nucleotides. RefSeq names its product Protein sly1. NCBI's taxonomy places the organism in Eukaryota, Fungi, Basidiomycota, Wallemiomycetes, Wallemiales, Wallemiaceae. Gene Ontology annotation, biological process: endoplasmic reticulum to Golgi vesicle-mediated transport; intracellular protein transport. The record is from RefSeq and is a predicted model, not a curated record. Gene Ontology annotation, cellular component: Golgi membrane; cytosol. Bases 1 to 1896 code for a protein of 631 amino acids. Gene Ontology annotation, molecular function: syntaxin binding. The transcript is spliced from 7 exons.
AUGUCGUUGCGAGAUCGCCAGAGGAAGAAUAUUGAAAAUAUUUUGAAUUUCAACGAUAAUAAGAAAACGAGUGAUUUAGUGUGGAAGGUGUUGGUGCUUGAUGGCGUAUCUAAGGAUGUCCUCAGCACCGCCGUUAAAGUACAGGAUCUUAGGGAACAGGGCGUGACACUACAUGCAUUCCUCCACAACGAAAGACCUCAAAUGAGUGAUGUUCCUGCCAUUUACUUUGUAGAGCCAUCGGUGGAUAACAUGAAGCGUAUCGCUGCAGAUGUCGGCAACUCGCUCUACGAAUCAUUCUACAUCAAUUUCACGUCACAUAUACCCAAACAUCUUCUUGAGCAACUCGCCAGCUCAAUCGCCCAAACGGGGAGAGAGGAUUUAGUAAAGCAGGUUUAUGAUCAAUACUUAGACUACGUAGUUUUAUCACCCACUCUAUUCUCUCUUCUCCCUUCCUCUUCCACACCUUCGUUUCAGAUUCUCAACCAUCCGUCUUCCUCAGAGGAGAUUAUAGAAGCGGAAGUCGACAGGAUUUCGCAGAGCUUGUUCAGCGUUCUCGGUACUGUUGGGUCUGUACCCAUUAUCAGAUGUCCGCGCGGUAAUGCGUCGGAAAUGGUAGCCCGUAAGCUAGAUGAACGUUUGAGGGAUCAUCUCCUCUCUACGCGCAAUUCUAGUCUUUUCAAUGAAGAUAGAUCUCUUCAGAGACCCCUGCUUAUUCUGUUCGAUAGGACCCUCGAUCUCAUACCAAUGUUCUCGCACAGCUGGACAUACCAGGCACUUAUUGGUGAUGUACUCGACCUGAAGCUCAACAGAGUCAAAGUAGAGACGCCAGAAAAUGGAAAAUUGUCGAAAAAGUCAUACGAUCUCGACUAUAAGGAUUUUUUCUGGUCUAAAAAUGCUCCAAACCCUUUCCCACAAGUCGCAGAGGAGAUCGACGCUGAGCUUACCAAGUACAAAUAUGACGCAAGUGAGAUUACCAAGUCGACUGGAGUAUCUGAUGUGAAAGAUAUUAGUCAAGUCGACUUUUCUUCAAAUGCUGCUAAUCUUAAGAGCGCUAUCACCGCCUUACCGGAGUUGACUGCGAGGAAGACUACGUUGGACUCGCAUAUGAAUAUCGCUACAUCAUUGCUCACUGCUAUCAAGACUAGAGGGCUCGAUACCCUUUUCCAGACUGAGGAAGUUGCAGCCAGACAGUCUAAAAAUCAAAUCCUUGACGUAUUGAAAGAAGUCGAUGGGGCUACUCCUGAUGAUAAACUUAGAUUGAUUAUCAUUUGGUAUCUUUCAGUUCCUUCUCCUAAUUCGGCUGAUGUUGCUGAGUUGGAGAGGUACUUGGCUGAUAAGGGUAUCGAUUUGAAACCAUUUUCUUAUAUUAAGCAAGCUCGCCAAGUGAGCAGAAUGACUUCACUUACUGCUGCUGCGUCGACCGUUGCUGCUGCUCCUACUAAUGGUGGUAGUGAUUUAUUUAAAGGAUUUAGUUCGAUAAGUAACAGACUCACCGACAGAUUGCGUGAAGGUGGUGUAGGAUUUGACAAUAUACUCUCAGGAGUAAAAAACUUCCUUCCAGCCAAGAAGGAGCUGGCUAUCACAAGACUGACAGAGGCACUUAUGGACCCGUACAACUGCUCAUCACAAGCUAGUCAGGACGUAGACGAUUACCUCUAUUUCGAUCCAAAGCAGUCGAGGUCGACAUAUGGGCAGAAACCAAGACAGCAGGGUGGCCACAAGCAGAGCUUCGAUGAGUCGUUGGUAUUUGUCGUUGGUGGUGCUUCUCUGGUGGAACAUGCCAACCUUGUGGAGUGGGCGACGCGCCCUCAACAAACGCAAAAGAAGGUAACUUAUGGUGGAACAGAUAUAAGCUCACCCAAGGAGUUUGUUGGUGUAUUAUCAAAUUUAUCAUAA